Triticum aestivum (bread wheat) is the source of this 1854-nucleotide messenger RNA. RefSeq names its product ent-kaurene oxidase 2. Gene Ontology annotation, molecular function: iron ion binding; ent-kaurene oxidase activity; heme binding. Gene Ontology annotation, biological process: gibberellin biosynthetic process. Gene Ontology annotation, cellular component: chloroplast outer membrane; endoplasmic reticulum. The transcript has 8 exons. The record is from RefSeq and is a predicted model, not a curated record. Lineage: Eukaryota; Viridiplantae; Streptophyta; Magnoliopsida; Poales; Poaceae. Bases 121 to 1656 code for a protein of 511 amino acids.
CCCCUUCGCCUCACUCCUACUAAAACUCAAGGCGCGCACGCCGAACGCACGGCCACCGCCACUGCCCCAGCCUCCUUUCCUCCUCUCCCACCCCACGCCGCGCACGCCCGAGCGACCCCCAUGGAGUCCCUGCUUGCGGCGCUCCCGGCAGGCGGAGGAGGCGCGGUCGCUGCCGCUGCCGCGGCCGUCGGCGGGCUGGCCGCGGCCGCCGCGCUCGCCGCCAAGGCCGGCGUCGUCGGGACGGGCCGCACCAACGCGCCCCCAGCUGUUCCUGGUUUACCUCUUAUUGGAAAUCUGCACCAGUUAAAAGAGAAGAAGCCCCAUAAGACCUUCGCAAAAUGGUCUGAUAUUUAUGGGCCAAUAUACACCAUAAAGACUGGGGCUUCAUCAGUAGCUGUGCUCAACUCUUCUGAAGUAGCCAAGGAGGCUAUGGUUGCGAAAUACUCAUCCAUUUCUACUCGAAAGCUACCUAAAGCAUUGUCAGUGCUGACUCGUGAUAAAACGAUGGUUGCUAUAAGUGACUACGGUGACUUCCACAAAAUGGUGAAGCGUUUAGUUAUGUCGGGCAUGUUGGGCUCUUCUGCUCAGAGACAAUUUAGGGACACAAGAGAUAUGAUGAUGGACAACAUGUUAAGCACUUUCCAUACGUUGGUGACUGACGACCCACAUUCUCCUCUGAACUUCAGAGAAGUUUUCAAGGACGAGCUGUUCCGCCUGUCCUUGAUCCAGAGUUUAGGCGAGGAUGUGGGUUCAGUUUAUGUGAAGGAGUUUGGGAGGGAGAUAUCGAAGGAUGAAAUUUACCAGAUCACCGUGGUUGACAUGAUGAUGUGUGCAAUCGAUGUUGAUUGGAGGGAUUUCUUCCCAUACCUCAGCUGGAUCCCAAACAAGGGCUUCGAAACAAGAGUUCGUACCGCAGAAUCUAGGCGAACCGCGGUGAUGCAAGCCUUGAUCCAUCAACAGAAAAAGAGAAUUGCGAAUGGCGAGGCCAGGGCAUCCUAUCUGGACUUCUUGCUGGCAGAGAAGGCACUGACAGACGAACAGCUGAUGAUGCUGGUGUGGGAGGCGGUCAUCGAGGCUGCGGACACUACUUUGGUGACGACCGAGUGGGCAAUGUAUGAGCUGGCUAAAAACCCAGAAAAACAGGAUCGACUCUACCAGGAGAUCCGGGACGUGUGCGGCGACGAGACGGUCACUGAGGAUCACCUGCCACGGCUGCCGUACCUCAACGCCGUGUUCCACGAGACGCUGCGGUUCCAUUCUCCUGUCCCAUUGGUGCCUCCAAGGUUCGUCCAUGAGAACACCAAACUGGCCGGCUACGACGUCCCAGCCGGCACUGAGCUGGUCAUCAACCUGUACGGGUGCAACAUGAACAAGAAGGACUGGGAGGAGCCCGAGGAGUGGAGGCCAGAGAGGUUCGUGGAUGGGAGGUUCGAGGCUGCGGACAUGUACAAGACCAUGGCGUUCGGCGCCGGGAGGAGGUCCUGCGCCGGGAGCCUGCAGGCCACGACCAUCUCGUGCGCCGCCAUGGCGCGCUUCGUGCAGGACUUCGCCUGGAGGCUCAAGGAGGGCGACGAGGACAAGGUGGACACUGUGCAACUCACCAGCUACAAGCUCCACCCGCUCCACGUGCAUCUCUCGCCGAGAGGGAGGAAGUGAAUGGCACUUUUGCUGUUCUUUAAAGAGGAAAAUUGGUAGUUUUGCUGUUGGUAAUGAAGUGUGUAAAAUUACGAAUUGGCCGUGCUCUUCAGAACUUCGUCAAACAAGAUCGAUCGUAGCAUGAUAUAUAACGGAUAAAGAUUUGCUCUCCUGAAGUGUAUAACGAAUAAAGGCUUGCUUACCUGAAUAAUUUGUUCA